AUAUGUGUGUAUGUGUGUAGCUGUGUGUGCGCGCGCAGAGGGAGGGAGGUUUGAUGCGCGCCGCUGAGAGUCGAAGGGUCGGUGGGAAGAAGCGAGCCGUUCUUCUUCCCACCCCCACCUCUCCCCCGUCCUCUCACCAGUCGCCUCUUGAGCCGAGCGGGCACAUGGGGGUGGGGAGUUCGUGCCCUAGCUCGGUUUGGCUGCUCUAGAGCGGCGCGAAGAGCCUUCCCUUCCGGUGCAAUAUGUUCAAAAGAAUGGCUGAGUUCGGGCCUGACUCUGGAGGGAGAGUGAAGGGUGUAACUAUUGUAAAACCUAUAGUUUAUGGGAAUGUUGCACGCUAUUUUGGGAAGAAACGAGAAGAAGAUGGUCACACUCAUCAAUGGACAGUUUAUGUUAAGCCUUACAGAAAUGAGGAUAUGUCUGCAUAUGUAAAGAAAAUCCAGUUUAAGUUACAUGAAAGCUAUGGAAAUCCAUUGAGAGUUGUAACUAAACCUCCAUAUGAAAUAACUGAAACAGGCUGGGGUGAAUUUGAAAUUAUCAUCAAAAUAUUUUUUAUCGACCCUAAUGAAAGACCUGUAACCCUGUAUCACUUGCUGAAGCUGUUUCAAUCUGACACUAAUGCAAUGUUGGGGAAGAAGACCGUAGUUUCAGAAUUUUAUGAUGAGAUGAUUUUUCAGGAUCCUACUGCUAUGAUGCAGCAAUUGCUGACUACAUCCCGUCAGUUAACACUUGGGGCUUAUAAGCAUGAAACAGAGUUUGCCAAUGUAGAGGUGAAAACUCGUGAGAAGCUGGAAGCUGCUAAGAAGAAAACCAGUUUUGAGAUAGCUGAACUUAAAGAAAGGUUAAAAGCAAGUCGAGAAACUAUAAAUUGCUUGAAAAAUGAAAUCAGGAAGCUUGAAGAUGAUGAUCAGUCAAAAGAUAUAUAACACAUGCCUGUUCUUUUAAAGACUGAAGAUGGAACUGUUUGAUAAAAAAUUAGCUACAAUUCAGUGAAGCAACUUCAUACUAGAGUUUCAAAGGAGAUGUAUAUGUGAGUGCGUGCACUUGUGUGUUACAUUCAGUAUGUGACAUUUCAUUCAUUCAGUGUUUUAAAAUAAAGAUUAUUUUCAUAGUUUAAA
Molecule: messenger RNA, 1118 nt
Organism: Pogona vitticeps (central bearded dragon)
Lineage: Eukaryota; Metazoa; Chordata; Lepidosauria; Squamata; Agamidae
Gene: YEATS4
Product: YEATS domain containing 4
Biological process (GO): regulation of DNA-templated transcription
Source: RefSeq, a predicted model, not a curated record